AUGCAGCCGUGGUCGGGCGGUCGUCGCGAGCGCUCGUCCAGCGUCGUGCUGCUGGGCAAGCUGUCGGCCAUCGUGCGACGUGGCAGUGUAUUCCAGGCCGAACCAGAGGAUUCGCGGGGCAGCAGCAGCAGCUUCAGCAGCAAUAACAGCGAGGAAAAGGAGAGCGACGACGACAGGGCAGCGCGGUGUCAAGAACGGCACGCGCGGCGCCGCAGUGUCGGCGCGACGCCCUCGAUGCAGUCGAAUAUGACCAUGUGGGAUCCCAAAACUAACGGCCGAGGCACGAAUCAACGGCUCCAGUUUUAUCCAGCGCGGCCACUGGUGGCGGCGGCGUUGGCAAAGCCGUUGAGUCAGGCGGAACUAAUGCGGAGAGCGACGCUCGAAGCGGAAAUGAAGGACUUUGGUGCUGUGCACGCUAGGUUCGCACCCUCGUCGUCGCCUCCGAACGACCAGGAAGAUAAGAAAAUGUUUAAGAAGGAUGUCAAAGAAGUCAGGCACAUGGACAACAAUGAGCAGGAGCAUUUGGAAGAGGAGGAACGGCGUGCGCACAGUACCGAGGAGGAGCUGGACGAGGAGUUGCUGGAUUUUGACUCGGUCAACAUGCCGAGGAGCCGAGAGCCUGAUGAGCGAGUCGGACGUACCUGA
Messenger RNA from Phytophthora nicotianae INRA-310, 645 nucleotides. RefSeq lists its product as hypothetical. The record is from RefSeq and is a predicted model, not a curated record. Bases 1 to 645 code for a protein of 214 amino acids. Lineage: Eukaryota; Oomycota; Peronosporomycetes; Peronosporales; Peronosporaceae. The transcript is spliced from 2 exons.